CAAUUGGAACUGUGUCAGAGAUUAUAUAAACUGCAUUUCCAGCUGCUGUUGCUUUUUCAGUCCUACUGUAAACUCAUCGGGCAAGUGCAUGAAGUCAGUUCCAUGCCAGAGCUGUUAAAUAUGUCAAGAGAGCUGAGCGAGCUGAAGAAGAAUCUGAAGGACGCUACUGCUGCACUUGCAGCUGAGCCUCUGACGACGGAGUCUGAGCCCACGUUCAAUUCUACGGAAGCAGCUAUUCAGUCCAUGCUGGAGUGUUUGAAAAACAAUGAGCUCGUUAAAGCCGUCCGACAAAUCAGAGAAUGCAGGAUUUUGUGGCCCAAUGAUAUCUUUGGAAGUAGCUCUGACGAUGAAGUCCAGACACUACUGAACAUUUACUUCCGGCACCAAACCUUGGGUCAGACGGGCACCUAUGCACUGGUGGGCUCCAACCAGAGCCUGACUGAAAUCUGUACCAAAUUAAUGGAACUGAACAUCGAGAUCCGCGACAUGAUUCGCAGAGCUCAGAGUUACCGGGUCAUCAAUACUUUUCUUCCAGACUCCAGCGUUUCCGGCACAAGUCUCUGACAGGACCCUUGCGUCCUCUUUCAAGCUGGGAGUGCUGCCCUGUUGGAGUGAAGUGGCUCAGUGUCUUCUCAGCCUUACAAAGGUUUGGUCAAACUGUACUCGCUCUUGUUACAUUUAGGAUCUCUUCUAAAAAGAUGCGGGCCGAACUUCAAACGUGUAGCAAUACUGUAAGGACAAAGGUAGCAUAGCGCGUCUGGGACAACAUCCUCUCUUCUCUGUUGCACAAAAAUCAGUUAGCAUUUCACCGAGCAACUGCGACUCACUACUGAAGAAGUGACUUCCAUUGCAUACCAAAGCCUACUACACUGAACAAUACUUCCUUUAUAGCAAAUUAAUUUUAGGUUGGCAAAAGUGCAAUGUUUUCCUUCACAAAUUAAUAUUUUUUUGUUAAAAAGAAAACAAACUUGUACUUUUUUUUUUUUUUUCCUUUUUCUCUCUUAUUUGGUCGAG
Eurypyga helias (sunbittern) is the source of this 1014-nucleotide messenger RNA. Its product is annotated as protein furry homolog. Lineage: Eukaryota; Metazoa; Chordata; Aves; Eurypygiformes; Eurypygidae. The record is from RefSeq and is a predicted model, not a curated record. Gene Ontology annotation, cellular component: cell cortex; site of polarized growth. The annotation marks the transcript as partial. Gene Ontology annotation, biological process: neuron projection development; cell morphogenesis. The transcript has 3 exons.